Molecule: messenger RNA, 2835 nt
Organism: Hydractinia symbiolongicarpus
Lineage: Eukaryota; Metazoa; Cnidaria; Hydrozoa; Anthoathecata; Hydractiniidae
Product: TGF-beta-activated kinase 1 and MAP3K7-binding protein 1-like
Exons: 8
Coding region: 648-2453 (601 amino acids)
Biological process (GO): protein dephosphorylation
Molecular function (GO): protein serine/threonine phosphatase activity
Source: RefSeq, a predicted model, not a curated record
ACACGCGUGGGAAGAUGUCCAUUUCCAUUUAAAAGAACCGUUAAAGAAUUCACGUUACUAGAAUACGUGACAAGAACAGAUAGAGUAAGGUUAGACAAUUGCCGAACAUAGUAAUGCCAGCCGAAGUGACUUUCACAACUUCGCCAAACAUUUCGUUUCCCCUCAUCUGGAACGGAUUGGAUUGGACCGAAUCAGGUCAAAAGCAAUCCGUUUUUGGAACACUUUAAACCGAAAAAGCAUGUCUCUUGUGCUUGCACGGAUUGGUCUGCAAUAAGGUGGAUCUCCCCCAAUCCAAACUAACAGUUGCAAUGAUUCCGACUUUUCUGCGGACAGGUGGGCAACAAUAAAAACAAAACAAAAUAAAAAAAUGAUCAGCAGAUUAUCAAUUAAAUUUAAGUAUUUUUAAUGUUCACUUCCGAUCAGUUUUGCUUUUGAGUGGAAAUCCACUUGUGUACCAGACAUGUGAAAGCCUUGCGCACCCCAGGCUUCGCAUGAAAAACUGAAAUGACGAUUUUGCAUCAGAUGAACUUUUGGUCAUAAAGCAAACUCGCAAAACAUUGGGGAAAAACAAAAACUGCAAACGCAAGAUGAGGAAAUGUUUGUUGUGUCGUUGUUUCUAACUAUUGAAUUUUAUAUCUAGCUCAAAUAUGUCGAUGAAGAACCAUUCCCAGCUGGUUGGAGCAUUGUACAAUUGGACUGAUGAUCUUCCAGUUUGUAAGCAAAGUGGUGUUGGGUAUCAAACCAAUCAUUUAUACCGAGCUGGUGGCGACCGUGGAGAAGUAUCUGAUUACGAAGAUCGUAGCUUUCAUUUCCAAUGUCCUGACGACUGCUAUUUGUAUGGGAUUAUUGACGGACACGGUGGAUUCAAGGUUGCUGAGUUUGCAGUACAAAAAUUACCGGCCGAGCUUUUACUAGGACAACUGAAAGAUGAUUACGCAGAUCGGGAAGUAUGUGCCAAGCUGCAAGAGGCGUUUGAAGGUGUUGCAAAGGGUUUCGUGGAUGAUCUUAUAAAUGACGCCCUUAUGGAAAAAAUGAAUUUGGAAGAACAAAUGCCUGAGCGUAUGAAUCAAGGUGAAGCAUUCCGGCGAUUCCCCACAUUAUUUCAACGACUCCAAGAACUUGAUGUACAAAUAUCGGGAGGAUGCUCCGCAGUCAUCGCAUUAAUACAUAAAUCACGACUGUAUGUUGCAAAUGUUGGCGACGCGAGAGCUGUGUUGUGUCGUCUCGACGAAAACAGUGGAGAGCAGGGUGUAGUGCAGUUAAGUACAGACCACACUAUAUCAUCCAACUCCGAGUUACGUCGAUUGGACUCACUUGGAUUGGAUAUCGAAAAACUGCAAGUUUCUGGUUUGCUGACUGUUACUCGAAGUUUAGGAGAUUGGGCUCUAAAAGGAGGCUACAAAAACAUCGCUGAGUUAAGUUCCGCUAAAGAAGAGCCAAUUCUGUCCACACCUUCCGUACACGGUGGAGAGCAAAUUGAUGCUUCGAUGCAAUUUUUGUUCAUGAUGUCGGAGGGUGUAUAUAAAGCUUACCAGGAAGCUACGGGAACUCCUCCUGAGCAGGUUAACAACAACAUUGCGUUUAUGGUUGGAGAAAGUAUUAUGAAACAGACAACAAUUAAAGGUGUGGCACAGUCGGUUGUCGAUCAAAUUUGUCUCUUGCAUUCAGAACAAUACUUAAAAUCACAGCAUAAAACUUGUAUCAAGCGAGAGGACAUGACGUUGUUGGUUCGACUGUUUAGUGCUGAACUUGGCAAGCCUAUCGUACCGUUCACCUCCGUUGGUAUUAAAGCUAAGAAGGCAGCUGUAUUGACACCUCUAAUAAUUCCACAACCGCCAGUGCAACGAGCGUUUUUACCAAGCAUUCCACACGACAAUGUUAACCGUCAAACAGCGGGAGGUAGCCCAUCUUCACCCAUACAACAACAACACUCUCAAAUUCGUAUGCAGUCACCAUUAACUGUGACCGUCACAAACAAUCAAGACUUUCACGGAGAGGCUGACAAUAAUCCAUCUAUGGCUGCAUACUACCCGCAGCAACAAACACCCUUGCCUGGAAACUCGAAAACGAACAAUUACUCCCCGCGUAACGAUGAUACAGGCGCACAAUUGUUCCGCGGUUUUACCGAUCAGCAGCAAAGGGAAUUUUUUCGGCCGAGAACAGAUAAGGAAGCUCCACUGUUGAUCCCAAAAACGAGCGAGUCGAUUAAAUCAGUUAGUGUUACCAGCAACUCAAACAAAGAGAAUCAGGAAUCAUCCGCAAAUACCGAUAUGGAACCCGUUCAAGAUAGGACUAAGUUGUUUAACCGCCCUGCGGAACCUUUGGAAACAGACGCAAACGGACGAAUUAAAGCUCAUGUGAGUUUCACAGAGUUUUUAAAGAAAGUGGACGAAAUGGGCGGAGAACGGGUGGUUUUUUCGCAAUUUUUGGAUGGAAAGUAUUUCGGUAUUUAAGUCUUUCUUUUUUUUUACAAACUUUCAAAUGAGCUUACCGAAGUCAUAACACGGUUACGUUUUACAGUUCAUGUUAUGCUAAAUACAGUCUUCAUCAAGUUGUUGCGAUAUUAUGAUAAGUGUUUUAGAAUGAGAAACAAUCUUUAUCUUCAAUCUGUGAGUUUGUAUUUUUCCAUAUAAAUAACAGUACAGAGUAAGCGUAAGAGGUGUCUGAAUGAAAAUCUUUUGACAAAACAUUAACAUAAUGCGUUGUUUUUAACACUGUUUAUUUUCUCUCAGUGUAGCUUUGAUCCAUCCUUGUAAAUUAAACAAAAAUCAACAAUGUAACCUUUGUCCUAAAGAAGUACUCUUUAGCGUCAAAUAUACCUUUAUUACUAUUGAA